This is a messenger RNA of Vicia villosa (hairy vetch), 1817 nucleotides long. Its product is annotated as U11/U12 small nuclear ribonucleoprotein 35 kDa protein-like. Gene Ontology annotation, molecular function: snRNA binding; mRNA binding. The transcript has 8 exons. NCBI's taxonomy places the organism in Eukaryota, Viridiplantae, Streptophyta, Magnoliopsida, Fabales, Fabaceae. The record is from RefSeq and is a predicted model, not a curated record. Gene Ontology annotation, cellular component: precatalytic spliceosome; U12-type spliceosomal complex. Gene Ontology annotation, biological process: mRNA splicing, via spliceosome. The coding region runs from base 73 to 1386 and encodes 437 amino acids.
UUUUGUAGUGCGAAGCUAAUAACGAAGACAAUAGUGCGAAGCUAAUUGUGAAGACAAUCCAAGUAUCAAACAAUGAGUACGAGGUCCAAAAACUUGAACUCCGUUUUCUACUCCGAUGUCUACCAUCCCAUUCAAGCCGGAAGUAUCGACGGCACCGACAUUCUUCCUCACGACAACGCCAUUCUCCGUGCUCAACUAUGUUCCUCUAUUGGCCUCUAUGACCCAUUUGGUGAUCCUAAGGCCACUGGUGACCCUUAUUGUACUCUGUUCGUGGGUCGUCUCUCCCGACUCACCACUGAAGAUACUCUCCGCAAGGUUAUGAGUCAGUAUGGCCGGAUUAAGAACUUGCGCUUGGUGAGGGACAUUGUGACAGGAGCUUCUCGCGGUUAUGCUUUUGUCGAAUUCGAAGCUGAAAGGGAGAUGCGUCAAGCAUAUAUGGAUGCUCAUCAUUUGAUUGUUGAUGAUUGUGAAAUCAUAGUUGAUUAUAAUAGACAACAACUGAUGCCCGGAUGGAUUCCUAGAAGGUUAGGUGGUGGUCUUAGUGGUAAUAAGGAGUCGGGACAACUUCGUUUUGGGGGAAGAGAAAAACCAUUUCGUGCACUCUUGAAACCGAUUCCAUAUGCGGAGUUGAAGAAGCUUGGUAUCCCGCCUCCACCGGAGGGAAGAUACAUGUCACGUUUCGAGGUUCCAUCCCCUCCUAGAAGAGAAAAGAACCUCUCAGACAAGGGAGAAGACUCUGAUACAAGGGGUUCUAGUGACAGAAACAGGAGAAAAGGAAGUCCAGUUGAGAUGGAGGAAGGACACUACAAAAGAAGUUCAAGUCACCGAGGAGACUACUCGCGUCGAAGGAGCUCUUCAGAGAGGAGUGAUGAUUACUAUGACAGGAGCUCUUCGGAGAGGCAUGAUCGUUACCAUGACAGGAGCUCUUCGGAGAGGAGUGGUCGUUACCGCGAUAGGAGCUCUUCGGAAAGGAGUGAUCGUUACCAUGACAGAAACUCUUCAAAGAGGAGUGAUCGCUCUUCGGAAAGGAGUGAUCGUUACCAUGACAAGAACUCUUCAAAGAGGAGAGAUCGCUCUUCGGAAAGGAGUGAUCGUUACCAUGAGACAAACUCUUCAAAGAGGAGUGAUCGCUCUUCUGAGCGGAGCUCUUUAGAGAGAAGUGAUAGUUACCAUGACAGAAGCUCUUUAGAGAGGGAUGACCGUUACCAUGAAAGUAGCUCUUCUAAGAGGAGUAAUCGUUACCAUGACAGGAGCUCUUCAGAGAGGAGUGAUCGUUACAAGAGUUCAGUCGAAACAGAUAAACAUUCACGUAAAAGAAAAGAAAGAGGUGAACGCUCUCCUAGUCGGGAAAAAUAUAGUCGCUAUUCCCCUCACGAGGAAGACUAAGGUCUACAACUCAUUAUCACUCUUCUAUUGUUCCUUUUUGCUCUCGGAAGAUUUUAGGAUGAAUAUGAUGCUGGUGCGGAUGCAUAGGUUCAAUGGUCAUGGUUUUGAUGUAUAUUUCCAACGCCAUAUUUGUUGAAGUUCUUUACUUUGAGUUUGAGGUUCAUGAGCUUUUUGUAAGUUAUAGUAGCCAGGAAUAGUCUCAUUCCAAGCACCCUUCAAUCAUCACAAGAGCUUCACAUAUUCAUAAAUUUUAAAGAUGAGAGCCACCUGGUAUUGGUUGUUGUUGUUGUUAAGCAACAUAUAAUUCAAAUUGUCAAUCCAUCAACUAUGGCAAAUAACUAAUUCAAAUUGUUGUGUUUCUACCAUAUGACCUUUCACAUAUUUAAUUAAAAUAAUUCUUUUGAUUCAACCGCAAAUGUGACUAAUCUUUU